UAAGAGGAAGAAAAAGAACUGCUGUUCAGUACGGAGCUGGAAGAUGCUGUGUAAACAUUUCAGAUCCGGGAGCUCCGUUACGCCCGCGCGCGCGCACACACACACACACACACACACACCGAACGGGUUUGUUACAUACGCGUUUUCACGCGAGGAGGAAGUCCCGGUGGCUUUACCGGACUAACCGGUGCCCAAGAUAAAGCACCGAGUAUCCGUGUGAAGAUGGCAUCAGUGACCGACUCGCGUCUCCCGCCAUCACAGAAAGACGCGGCUGACCAAAACUUUGACUACAUGUUCAAAAUUCUCAUCAUCGGCAACAGCAGCGUAGGUAAAACCAGCUUCCUGUUUCGCUACGCGGACGAUUCCUUCACUUCAGCCUUCGUCAGCACGGUGGGAAUUGACUUUAAGGUCAAAACCAUUUUUCGCAACAACAAGAGGAUCAAACUGCAGGUUUGGGACACAGCGGGACAGGAGCGCUACAGAACCAUCACUACAGCGUAUUACAGAGGAGCCAUGGGCUUCCUGCUGAUGUACGACAUCACAAACCAGGACUCAUUCAACGCCGUUCAGGACUGGGCCACUCAGAUAAAGACGUACUCGUGGGAUAAUGCACAGGUGAUACUGGUGGGCAACAAGUGUGACCUGGAGGACGACAGACUCAUUCCCACAGAGGACAGCCAGAGACUGGCUCGGGAACUGGGUUUCCAGUUUUUCGAGGCCAGCGCCAAAGACAACAUCAACGUGAAGCAGGUUUUUGAGUGUCUGGUGGACGUGAUAUGUGAGAAGAUGAAUGAAAGUAUAGACGGAGACGGUCAGGUGUCCAACCACAAAGACUCCAGUCCUCAGGACACGUCCUCUGAGGGACACAGCGGCUGUGUCUGCUAAAACACACUCAUCACACAGAGAACUCCUCCUCACCUGUUCACUGCGCUUGGGGAUGAUCCUUGCUUUCCUUCUUUUAACUCAAACAGCAUCUGCUAAACAUGCUCCGUGUUGUUUGUUGAUGUGGAUGGU
This is a messenger RNA of Carassius carassius (crucian carp), 1014 nucleotides long. RefSeq names its product ras-related protein Rab-3D-like. Gene Ontology annotation, biological process: protein localization to plasma membrane; regulation of exocytosis; protein secretion. Bases 223 to 885 code for a protein of 220 amino acids. Gene Ontology annotation, molecular function: GTPase activity; GTP binding. Lineage: Eukaryota; Metazoa; Chordata; Actinopteri; Cypriniformes; Cyprinidae. The transcript is spliced from 5 exons. The record is from RefSeq and is a predicted model, not a curated record. Gene Ontology annotation, cellular component: synaptic vesicle; plasma membrane; endosome.